AUGAGUCAAGAUACCAAAUACUGGUUGGGUGGUAAGGGCGUAGGGUCGGGGCAAUUGCCUGAAGAGGAAGGAGUCCAGAUGAAUGGUGGCCCUGGCUGCUCCUCCUUUGAAGGUUUGCUGCAAGAGAAUGCAUUUGAAGCUGCUCAGUGGGUCCUGGGAUCAGGUCAAACCAACAGUGAAUCAAUAGAGCUAGACCAGCCUCUCCUUCAUCCUUUCAGUGCAGCAACCUGUAGGCUUGGAACAGGAUUUUCCCAAGGUGUCCCAAAUGCACAGAAUGAGGAUGAUGUUACUGCUCGACUCAUCAGCUUCAUGCAGCAGAUCCUUGAGCUCUUUUUGGAACAAGUCAAAGGCAAAAUGCAACUGUAUCUAAAGGGUGAAAAUGCAUAUUGA
This is a messenger RNA of Suillus subaureus, 390 nucleotides long. RefSeq lists its product as uncharacterized. Gene Ontology annotation, biological process: proteolysis. Lineage: Eukaryota; Fungi; Basidiomycota; Agaricomycetes; Boletales; Suillaceae. The transcript has 5 exons. Gene Ontology annotation, molecular function: serine-type carboxypeptidase activity. The record is from RefSeq and is a predicted model, not a curated record. Bases 1 to 390 code for a protein of 129 amino acids.